AUGGAAGAAUCAUCAAUUCAUAAGCUCCCCAAAGCCCUCUUCCACGACAUACUUUCCAGGCAACCCAUACAAACUCUCCAGGAAUGCAAACUCGUAUCACGAUCCUGGCUCGCCUCAAUCAACGAUCCAGCUUUCCAUAACCUCCACCUUUCCACUGCAGAUGAAUCUGAAUCCACCAUCUUUCUCUUGGUCUUCUCAGACUGGCCAAAACCCAAGCUCCAGCUCGCAGAACUUGGCGCCACAGAGGAGGAGACAGCCAAAACGGUGAAGAUCAUCCAGUUGGAUGGAUCAAUGUUGUUACCUGACUUUGAUCUGGUGGGUUCUUGCAAUGGAAUCCUCUGUCUGUACAACACCGUCUCCGACGAUCCACUCUACAUCUACAACCCUUUCUCCAGCUCUGCACAUUGCAAGGAGCUCCCCAAGCUCACGGUUCAUGACACUGACACAAUCUGCAGGGUGGUGUUUGGGUUCGGAUUCCAUUCGCGGACAAAGCAGUACAAGGUAGUGAAAGUCGUGUACUACAAGCAAUCGGAGUACGACUUCUCUGGAGGAAACCCUGAAGCCUUUGUGCUGACUCUGGGGACAGAUGAUGAUGAGUGGAGACGACUGGGGCGAAUCGCAUACGCUCUCGCUGGUCCAGCAUCCGAGGCAACGGUGGAAUGCAGACUUCACUGGAAGAGCUGUAACCUGGGAGAUGAAGGUGUGGUGUCGUUUGACUUGGAAGCUGAGGAGUUCCAGGCCGUGCCUGGACCGAAAGACUGCAGCAGCUUUGAUCAUCUGGUGAAUAUGAGAGGUCGUCUCUGUGCUGUCGAGUUGAGCAGCGAUGGAUCGGUUGGAGUGUGGGUGAUGAGAAGGUACUGUGUGAAGGAAUCUUGGAGCAAAGAGUUUGCCAUCCCGAGCCAUGUCCCUCGGAGUUAUAGUAUGGAGGGCGGGGCGCCACCAACUAGGAGGAAGAAGAAUGGGAUCAAAGGGAGGUCAUUCAAAGUUCUGUGGGAGUUUAAGGAUGGCAAGGUUCUGUUUCUUUAUAGGAGCAAGUGUCUGGUGGUUUAUGAUCAGGGUAGUGGAGGGUUUGAGGACGUCUGCAUUCGAGGGCUUCCCCAGGAAUUUCAGGCAUUUGUUCAUAUGGGAACUCUAAUCUCCAUGGAUCCAGUUAGCAACGCUCAGCAUAGAGCAUAA
This is a messenger RNA of Linum tenue, 1176 nucleotides long. The record is from the annotation of a GenBank genome assembly. Lineage: Eukaryota; Viridiplantae; Streptophyta; Magnoliopsida; Malpighiales; Linaceae.